Magnusiomyces paraingens is the source of this 1746-nucleotide messenger RNA. RefSeq lists its product as uncharacterized. Gene Ontology annotation, molecular function: ribonuclease III activity; double-stranded RNA binding. Lineage: Eukaryota; Fungi; Ascomycota; Dipodascomycetes; Dipodascales; Dipodascaceae. The transcript has a single exon. The record is from RefSeq and is a predicted model, not a curated record. Bases 1 to 1746 code for a protein of 581 amino acids. Gene Ontology annotation, biological process: rRNA processing; regulation of gene expression; primary miRNA processing. Gene Ontology annotation, cellular component: nucleus.
AUGAUGUUAGCACGCUAUAUUAUGGAACAAAAAAAACAGAAGCGGUUGGGUGUUUUUAGUAAUAUCCAGUCAGUUUUAGAUGACGAGAUUCCAAAACCUCAAUAUGUACAAGCACCUGAAGCAUCUGUGGAUGACGAAAGAAAAACAUUUGAAAAUUAUUGCGAGAAUCAAAUAAAAAACUAUAUGAAUGACUACAGUGAUUUUGAAGCACCUCAGCAAGAGAAUAAUAGAGAAACUGAGAUAUGGCCACCACCAUUACCACCUAUACCUGAUUUUAAUAUACGUCAUACAGUGUUUACCCAUAAAUCGAUGGGCACUUUAUACCAUGCUUCUAAAUCUUCAAAUAAAUUAGAGGUUCACAAUGAAAGAUACGAGUUUCUUGGCGAUUCGAUUGUCAAUAUGAUGUUUGCCAUUAUUUCUUGUGAAAAACUUCCAACUGUUACUGAAGGUGAUCUUACGGCAUUUCGCCGCCAGUUGAUUUCAAAUAAUACAUUGGCUCUAUGGGCUAAAAUCUAUGAAUUGGAUAAAAGGUUGCGAAUAACCCCACAAUUUGUGCAUAAUAAUACUUAUGUAGUUGGUGGAAAUGAUCAAAAUAAGGAUACCCCAAAGUAUGUUGCGGAUGUAUUUGAAGCUUAUGUUGGAGGGUUGUGGACUUUUCAUCUUAAUAACGAUGGUAUUGAUGCAGCUUUUAAAAUUGUAAAAAAAUGGUUUGAAAGUCUUUCAGAGCCAUUUUUUGAAGCUAUUUGGAAAGCUGCCAAUUUGGCACCCCCUCCAGAAGUGAAACACAUCACGGCAGAAAAAAAUGAAUUGAAAAACAAGUCAACCCAUAAGGAUAACAAUCAAAAACUACCCGUGAAGCGAAAUGUGAUGGGGUUGGAAUCUAUGAACAACUCUAUAAAUGGCUUAAUAGAUAACAGGGUUCCAAAUAAAAAUGCAAAAUCAAUACUUUAUGGUAAGAUUGGUAAUGCUUCUUUAAAAAUUACUUAUGAACUGAUUGCUACUGAUCAUGACUCUUUUACGGUGGCAUGUAAAAUUGGUGAUGAAGUAUUGGCAAUUGGAAAGGCUAAAACUAUAAGAGACGCUGGAUGUUUUGCUGCUAUGGCAGUGAUAGAAGAUGAAGAUAUUAUCUAUAAGUACUCAAUGAAACGGGAAUUGCUAUCUUCAAGAGGAAGAUCAGAAAAUCAGCAAAACUUUGGAUCGGAUAAUGGUAAUAAUCAAGAAGGCGAAGACAGUGAUGAUGCAAUAAUUAUUGGGGUGUCAAAUUGUGAUGACCAUUCUACGAAAACCAAAUCAGAUGACUGUAACAACGACAAUGGAGACGGUGAUGAUGAUGAUGAUGAUGAUGACAACUCUGUGAUUAUAACAGAAGAAAAUAAAUCUUUAAAAAAUUCUGCAGAGACAGAUAUAUCUUUAAACCCUAAAAAGGUUGAUAUUGAAAAGAAUAAGGACUGGUUAGAAGGUAUUGCAAGUGAGCGAGAUCUUACACCGGAGACUAUCAAGAAGUAUGCGGAAGACCCUGUUAAUACUUUGAAAAAGUUUCUGAAGCCAACUGGGAAGAAUAUUGAGUACGAAUACAAGGAAAAAGAAAAUGAAUGGGAGUGUACUUUGUUGGUGGAUAAAAAAAUAGUUGGCACAGGUACUGGAUCUAAAAAAAGUCGAGCAAGAAAGAGAGCGUCGUUACUUGCCUUGUUGACAAAUCAUCAGGAACUCCAUAAGAGCUUGGAUACAGGCAGCAGCAUUUCUUAA